Molecule: messenger RNA, 6124 nt
Organism: Polypterus senegalus (gray bichir)
Lineage: Eukaryota; Metazoa; Chordata; Cladistia; Polypteriformes; Polypteridae
Product: single-stranded DNA-binding protein 3-like
Exons: 18
Coding region: 193-1356 (387 amino acids)
Biological process (GO): positive regulation of transcription by RNA polymerase II
Cellular component (GO): nucleus
Molecular function (GO): protein binding; single-stranded DNA binding
Source: RefSeq, a predicted model, not a curated record
CAGCGGGAGAAAAAAAAAACAGCACUGGUCUGUUUCAAGUCCCCCCAAUAGAAACUGUGCCUGAUUUGUGGCCAAUGCUUUGGGAUGAAAAAAAAAACCUAAAAGGGGGUAGCUAUGGAGAUAGAGCGCUAUCCUCGCUGCUUUCUUUGACAGGUGUUGAGUGGGGAAAAAAGUCGGAAAAGAGAAAUAAGGAUGUAUGCCAAAGGGAAAGGAUCCACCGUACCCUCUGAUAGCCAAGCACGGGAAAAGUUAGCUUUAUAUGUGUAUGAAUAUUUACUCCAUGUUGGGGCACAGAAAUCGGCACAGACAUUCCUGUCAGAGAUUCGAUGGGAGAAGAAUAUCACAUUAGGCGAGCCCCCGGGGUUUCUACAUUCUUGGUGGUGUGUAUUUUGGGAUCUAUACUGUGCAGCACCAGACAGAAGGGAGACAUGUGAACAUUCAAGUGAAGCCAAGGCUUUCCAUGACUACAGUGCUGCAGCCGCCCCCAGCCCUGUCAUGGGUAAUAUGCCCCCAAAUGAUGGUAUGCCAGGUGGACCCAUGCCACCAGGUUUUUUUCAGGGACCGCCUGGCUCACAGCCGUCACCGCACGCACAGCCUCCCCCUCACAAUCCAAGCAACCCAAUGAUGGGACCUCACAGCCAGCCUUUCAUGUCUCCGAGAUACCCAGGUGGACCUCGUCCUUCCCUUAGAAUGCCAAAUCAGCCCCCAGUUGGUGUCCCGGGGUCACAGCCAUUACUGCCCAACAGUUUAGACCCAACAAGACCGCAGGGACAUCCAAACAUGGGUGGCCCAAUGCAACGGAUGAAUCCCCCUCGGGGAAUGGCAGGGAUGGGUCCGCAGAACUAUGGUGGGGGGAUGAGACCACCUCCAAACUCCUUAGGAGGGCCAGGAAUGCCAGGAAUGAACAUGGGUCCUGGAGGACGAGGUCCUUGGCCAAACCCUAACGCUAAUUCAAUAGCUUACUCCUCAUCCUCUCCUGGAAAUUAUGUGGGUCCACCAGGAGGAGGUGGUCCGCCAGGAACGCCCAUUAUGCCAAGUCCAGGAGAUUCCACUAACUCAAGUGAGAACAUAUACACAAUGAUGAACCCUAUAGGCCCUGGAGGCAACAGACCCAAUUUCCCAAUAGGACCUGGUCCUGAUGGCCCUAUGGGGGGAAUAGGAGCAAUGGAGCCUCACCAUAUGAAUGGUUCUUUAGGCUCUGGGGAUAUGGACGGGCUGCCAAAGAAUUCUCCAAAUAACAUGACAGGGAUGAAUAACCCUCCUGGCACUCCACGGGAUGACGGGGAAAUGGGUGGCAACUUCUUAAAUCCGUUCCAAAGUGAAAGCUAUUCUCCUAGCAUGACAAUGAGUGUGUGAUCCCCUUCCCGUCCAAAAAAUACAUCGCAACCUUCCCUUGGAGUCCGCGCACCUCGUGCAGAUUGAACCCUGCCGGGCACACCGCAACCAGGGAACUCAAGAGAAGGUCAGCCGGCGUGUGCACGACUUUAAACAAGAACUGUAACAAAAAUAAAUCAUUAAAUAAAACAAAGACAAUGACAGCAAAUACACACCACCAAUCCAACCUGAUUCCGGUCUGGGAGCUCGAAAUGAACAGUGGCAGAUGCGUGGCACCGGAGCAGCGGUCAUCUGGAGGGUUCCUCAUGGAUUCUAGAGCCCUGAGUUGAGCAAUAUUUAAUUUUGUUUAGUUUUUUUUUUUUUGGUCUCUUUGUUUGUUAAGGGGCACAUCGACUUUCAGUGAAGCACACACAAAUGCACAAGUACUGUUCUGUUUACAUUAUCUUCUGACUUUGUAUUUUAUUUGUUGUGUUUGGAUGCUCUUGUCAUGUCACUACAUUGAGUUUCUACCAAGAAAAGGACAGGAGGCGGCAGGUCGGGGAUGGUGGUUGAUGGGAGAGUUCAGGGUCGGCGGGUGGGUAGAUGGUGGGGGGGCGGGGGCUUUAGGCAGGCUCAGGGUGGGCUGAUCUUUUUUGGUUGAGUUUGCCUUUUAUAGACUGAAUUCUUUGCACAAGAUUGUCCGUAAAGACCACCAGACUGAGGAGAAGUCAGACUGAUGCAGACUGGAAAAUGAAACUGGCCCAACAUAUUUAUGGCAAUCGUAUUUUUUAUGCGUCAUAGUAUAAAGAUGAUACCCCAGAAAUUUGGUAGGGUGAAAAUGUCAUGGCAGUACCAUCUGGAUCGUCUCCGCACUCUCUCUUUCUCAUUCUACGUCACCUGAACCUGGCCAGUCUCAUUGCUUUAGACAUUAAUCAUUGCCAACUGCAAGGUCAUUCAUAGGGAUGACUGAUUCAUUUAGCCUUACAGUCUCCUGACCUCUGUGCUGUUUUGGUUGUCGGUGCAUCUCUAGUGCAAGUCCAAAGUUUGUCAGGGUGGUGUGACCACCUGAUGUUAUCUAAGCAUAGUGUCCAUUGGUCGUUAGCUUGAUGUCACCCUAUGAACUAUUGACCACUGCUCCAGAGGUUCACAUUGCCUGUUGUCUAAGACUCACUGAAUCUCCAAAGCCUUUGUGCACUCCCCUGAAUUGAUGAUUGGCUUUGGAGCUAUGCAGCCUUCAAAUGCCAACUUUCCAGUGGUUACAAAUUCUUGUCCAAUUGAAGGGCUUCUAGAUAGCGGUAUUUAAACCAUUCAGUGUCUGAAGGUAUCCUUCACUCGCAGUUUACAUUUCAUCAGUAUAGAAUUGUUCAUGUAUUUUGCAUCUACUAGCCACUGUCUGUGGUUUGGAAGCUUCCCAGCUUUUGAAGACUACUUUGUAGUGAAACUGAAUCUUUAUGGUUGGAGUGUACUAGGUCUGACCUCUUCAGUCCUGUGGUCUGUUGGCUACUGUUUCUGAUGUAGUCCAAACGUGAAACUGUACACUCCAGUCCAUCAAGUCUGUGACGUGUUGGCCAGUGGUUAUGAAGCUUCCCAAAGAUGUUAUUGUUGUGAUGUUUACUUGCUCCUGAUCCUGAACCCAUUCAGUCUGGCACCAGCACCAGCUGUCUAGGCAUUUGAGUAAGCGGACCAGAGGGCCUGCAGUCCUUGAGCCCUGAUGUCUACUGGCCUGUAAUGCUGAAGCCAUUUGAGUCCAUGGACUAUUUGCUGCUUGUUCGGAAUCUGGCCGACUAGUUCUUUCAAAGCCUUUUAUUGCUUCCCGCUACUUUCCAGUGGAUCCUGAAAGCUGUCAGGCUUCUGAACCUGAUGGCUUCUUUUUUCUUUUCUUGUAUCCCCAUAUCUCUCUCACUCCAUUGUUAAACUACAUAUUUUGUUAGCUGGGCCCACUGAAUACCAGAUACUUUGACUCCAAUGUCCUUGUUAAGACAAAUAUUUGUUUGGUGCCAUGCCAUCUGACCUGAAUAGUUGUGGUGGCUGUAAAUAAUUUGCUUACACUUCUCUCCCAGGUUAGUCUGACCAGCGUGAUGGCCUUUUCUGGACACUCUCUGUUUGCAGAGUUUUAGUUAAACCCACGAAAUAAAACAAAAACUGCCUCAGCAAGUUGAUCAUUUUAUGGGAAACUGUUGUCGGUCUGUCCUGCAAAUCAUCAUGUUAUCUAAACCUUUCAGUGAUAAAAUGUUAAGGGGCCCGUAGGAUCUGCACACAAAUGGAAUGACUUGAUUCAACCUUUUCUUGGGUAUCUCUUGUUGGAAACCACAGUGGGUGGGGUGGGGUGGGGGGGGAUUAGGGGAUGGGGGUCGAGAGCUAUUACCUCUAAUUUGGGUGUCUGUCACUUUGGUAGUGGCACAAGUGAUAGGUGAUGAGUGGAGUCUAGCUGUCCAAGUAAGAGUCUACUCUUAAAAGGGCCGACUGUAUCAAUGGCUGCCUUCGUCUUCCGCAUUGGUACGCGUCGGCUCGGAGGUUUGGGAAAAGCCUUUGCAAUGUUAAUGGAGUUAAUUUCCCUGUCACGCCAUUCCCUACUGUUCUGAUGUGGCUAUUUUUUAAAAGUAAAAUAGAAUGAGGAUGACAAAACCUAAUCCAUCGCUGACUAUGAGCGAACUGGGAACUGUUCCACUGGAUCAGCCCAGUUUUGGAUUUGUUUUUUAUUAACCAGUAGGGUGGCAGCAGGGACAAUUUUGCCUUCACAGGCUCUGCAUUGGCAUGCAGAUGGGCAAAGCUGGAUCAGCAGGAUCACCUCUUACUUGUGCAGCCCAGUGAUGUGUAGCUCGAGGUGGGGAAAGGGAAGUGGGAGGGGUGGAGGAUACAGACUAUGGGUCAUUGGAGCUCCCGACCCCCUGCCUCGUUUUAUUUGUUUUUAAUUUUUUAGAUUUUUUUUUUUUUUUUUUUGUAAAUACUGUAUAAUGCAUUUUGAUAUCAUUGACAUGUUUUAAGAUGUCAGUCACAAUCAGAAAUACAAACACUGUCUCAAAGCGAGGAGGUAAGCAAGCAAGUUGUAAUUUAAAGAGACGGUGCGCCUUCUUUGUUACUUUUUUUUUUUUUAAAUAUAUAUAUAAAUAUUGUACAUUACAGAAAGUUGCCCGCUAGUAAAGAGGCGUUUUGAAAUUAGAAUGUUGCAGAAAGUCACGCUUUAAAAUAACUGAAAAAGAAAAAAAAAAAAAUUCUCUGGACGCUUCCUGGUUACUUUCGGCUCCUGAGCAGACAGCCUUGGUUUUUAAGCCAGAAUCUCUCUUGAUCUCUGAUUCCCUUGUUCAGCUCACAGCAGCCUGAGCUUUCACUGACUAAAUGUGGAUGAAGUUUUCCACUGACUUCAGCAAGAUUUUACCAAAAAUGAAAAGAACAAAAAACACACAUAUGCAUUUGUUCAUAGUGAGCCCCAGAAAGAAAAGGGAGGCAGACAGGAUGAGGCCUUUUUGGAAGAAAUUAAGAUUAAGGGGCGGGGUUUAUGCCUAACUAUCAUUAAGUGGGGGGAGGUUCUCAAAAUAACCACACCCCCUUUAUCCCUUCAGACUUUACAGGUGAAAGAGUGAGGUACAAAGCCCCUUCCCUUACUAAGUGAAGGGAGGUCCCAUAGCUGUUGACCAGGGUCCUAGCCCCAGCAGUUAGUGGCUUGACAUUAAAGCUCAGGACUGAUUAGGGUUUUGUGUCUGUCCCUUAUGUGGAUGAGGCUUCCAUAAGCCUCCCUGUUCCUUUUUUUUUUUUUUUAAUUAAUAUUUGAACUUUCCCUCUCUGUAGGUUUAAUAUUUUAGGGUUACCCCAUAACUUGUCAAGAGUUAAAUCCUGAGGCACAAAACCUUAAGUGGUGGGAGAUUCUCAAUAUCUUAAUACCCCAUUCCCCCCACCUUUUCAUUUUCGAUUCAAAUUUUGCUCCAGGACUCCAUUUGGGUGAUCUGCUAAAAUUCAGAUUUUAGAGGCUUAAGUGCCUCGUUCUUCUAGGGUUUGUCUGCCGUCCCACCCUCUGCAUCCUGAAUCUUCCCAGUUAUGUGUGCUGCACAGGUUUACUGAAGCUAGGGGGAGUUUGACUUGUGGUUCACAAAUGCCAAGCUCUGGCUUUCCAGUGACUAAUGAAGAAAUAACUAAAAUGGCUGCUACUAAGGGAGCGGGGUCUGCAUACUGGCUUAUUAAAAAGGAUAAAAAAAAAUCCACAAUUUUUAUUUUAUUUUAUUUUUUUUAAACUGUGGAUUGAAAAUAUGAAAGUAAGGCUGCUGCCAUCUUUAAAAGUAGCAAGGGACCAUUCCAGUGACUCUCGUUAAUAUGAAGGAUUUUUAUCUAUUUAAAGAAAAAGAAUAAUACAAAACAGAAAAACAUAAAGGACCUCAAUUUUCUGAAAAUAAAAUUCUUUGUCUGUGUGUUCUGCUAUUUUCUCCUGAAAUGGCUCUGUACAGUUUGAUGCUAUUAAGCCUUUUGCCAAUCCCACCACACCUCCCCAGCCCCCGCCCCCCUCCACCCCCCAAGUCCUUCCGUCGACCGAUUACCAGUGUCAGCCAUUUGCGUAUUUCUAGUGUGAUGUAAAAUACUGUAACAUUAGAGAUCAAUUUUUGAGGAAACAAUCUGUGUUCUGUUCACCGUCCUUUUCAGAUGAUUCCACAGUAUUGGAUAUGAAGCAGGUCUGUCUCCUGGGUUAGCUUUGUACUUCAUUGUAGACUUAGCGAAUUCUGUCUUAGGGGUUUAGUCGUCCAGUGUAGUAUAAAUAUUCUGUCAUUUGUAGCGCUCUUUAUAUUGUAAAGUUUCUUUAGACUGAAGAAGAAAAAAAAAAAAA